UUCUUUCCGGUGUCGUCGUGACUCUGACAGAUCUCGGCUCCAUCUGAUAUCCCACCAUGCUUCUCACGCAGAGAGAGCCUCGCGGCCUAUAAGAGCCUCCGGGGACCAGGUCUACAGAGCAGAGGGACCAGGUCUACAGAGCAGAGGGACCAGGUCUACACAGCAGAGGGACCAGGUCUACAGAGCAGAGGGACCAGGUCUACACAGCAGAGGGACCAGGUCUACAGAGCAGAGAGGGACCAGGUCUACAGAGCAGAGGGACCAGGUCUACACAGCAGAGGGACCAGGUCUACAGAGCAGAGGGACCAGGUCUACAGCAGAGGGACCAGGUCUACAGAGCAGAGAGGGACCAGGUCUACAGAGCAGAGGGACCAGGUCUACAGAGCAGAGGGACCAGGUCUACAGAGCAGAGAGGGACCAGGUCUACAGAGCAGAGGGACCCAGCAGACACACAGUAUGGCUCAGAAGACGGCCCUGAUCGUGUACGCCCACCAGAGUCCGGGUUCCUUCAACGCGGCGGUGCGUGACGUGGCGCAGCAGGAGCUGGCGGCGCAGGGCUUCAGGGUGCUGGUGUCCGACCUCUACGCCGCCAACUUCAGAGCCGAGUCCACGCAGGACGACGUCAUCGGUGGCCUGAAGAAGCCGGAGCUCUUCCAGUACGGGGAGGAGACCAUGCACGCCUGGAUGGAAGGACGCCUCAGCGACGACAUCGUGGCCGAGCAGCGCAAAGUAGAGGAGGCGGAGCUAGUCAUCUUCCAGUUCCCUCUGUACUGGUUCAGUGUGCCGGCCAUCAUGAAGGGCUGGAUGGACCGAGUCCUCACACAAGGAUUCGCUUUCUCCCUGGAGAAGAUCUACAAUAACGGGGUGUUCAAGGAGAAGAAGGCGAUGUUGUCGUUCACGACCGGAGCGAUGAAGUCGAUGUUCCAGCCCGACGGCAUCAACGGAGACAUCAACAUCGCCCUGUGGCCUCUGCAGAAUGGCACUUUGCACUUCUGUGGCUUCCAGGUUCUCGCCCCUCAGAUCUUCUGGAGUCCGGCUCACUGUCCCAGCUCGGUGAGAACCGCGAUGCUGGACGGGUGGCGAGCCCGAGUGAAAGGGCUGCUGUCGGAGCGACCUUUGACCUUUGCCCCCUGCGAGCUGUUUGACCUCAGCUUUCAGGGCGGGUUUCUGCUGUUGCCCAAAGUGAGGGAGGAGCAAGAGUCGCGGCCGUACGGCAUCACCACAGGACACCACCUGGGGAAACCUCUUCCCCCCGACAACCAGGUGAAGGCUCAGCAAGGAAGUGACCGACCAGACGACAGGAAGUGACCGACCAGACGGCAGGAAGUAGAACUUCAUGUCAACGAGCUGAAAUAAAAACUAUUUACAAAGCUUGA
Pseudoliparis swirei is the source of this 1376-nucleotide messenger RNA. RefSeq names its product NAD(P)H dehydrogenase, quinone 1 (gene nqo1). Lineage: Eukaryota; Metazoa; Chordata; Actinopteri; Perciformes; Liparidae. The coding region runs from base 457 to 1308 and encodes 283 amino acids. The record is from RefSeq and is a predicted model, not a curated record. Gene Ontology annotation, cellular component: cytosol. The transcript is spliced from 6 exons. Gene Ontology annotation, molecular function: NAD(P)H dehydrogenase (quinone) activity.